AUGGCCUCCUCUUCCUUUCAUUCCGCGCGAGGCUCCCCGGAGGCUAUCGAGGAUCCUCGAGUCACCCUCCGCCGCAAGCCCGAGAUCGACUCAAAGCUUCGUAUAAUAGCCCAGGCCCUAGACAACAAUGAAGCCUCGGCUACCACGGUCAGACAGGUAUGGGACCAGCUUCAUGAUAGCUGGUGGAAGGUUGCGAGCGACAUCAACCGCCGAGGAUUUCACCAAGGCCGACGAUACCACAUUCUCGAUUUCCCCUCCUUCAUCACUGAGGCUGUGCCUCACGACCGCCUUGAUAUCCUCCUCCGACUUGUCUUCGCCGCCGACUUCAACACCGCUAAGCUGAAGCCCGAAGGGGCUAAUCGCCUGAAGAAUGCCGCCCUCGCUCUCGAGCUCGUCGACCCCAUCUUCCUGUUUCUCUGGUUGGGCCCGGCUAUCUGCGCUGCCACCAACUCUCUCAAGGCGAUUUCCAGCCUCAAGAAGUCCCGGUCUCACGAGCCCGUUGACGCUGCUGCCAUCACCGAUGCCAUCCGCCAACAGAUGGUCGGCCGCCACAUGCUUUCUGCUUCACCAGAGGAUAUGGCUCCCAUGCCCUCUGUCGCCGACGUCACCAACGCUGUAGACCAGCUCCGAAAAGCCGCACCAGCCAAGGCCGUCAGGCCAGCUGCUCAAGCUUCUCGGGCUGGAAGGAAGCGGAAGGCUGAUGACGAAGAGGACGAUGAAUCCGUCGCGUCCGUCCGCCGACAGUCCAAACGACGCCGGGUCUCUUCCGAAGAGCUGAGCGAGCUCGCCCGCGACGCCUACGACGAGCAAAUGGCUGACAAAGAGCCAAGCUUCCUAUCUUCGUUCAUGACUAGUGGCUUUGUUGCCCCUGACCGCCCAGGCGGCGACAACCUUGGGAGCCCACCCCCUUUAAGGAAUGAUGACGAGACCGCCUUGGCCAACGACGACAACCUGCAGCAGCUGCUCAAUCUGUGUGCCAUGCUUGUUUCGGCCCCCCUCCUCACCGCUGAGUCUGGUCUUCCGCUGAGCAUGAGAUUGAUGCUGGAGAAUACGAAGAACGCCGCUCGAAGCGCGCUUCUGCUUGCCCGCGAUGAGAAUGUUGUUGAGGAGAUGGAAGAGAGGAUGAAGAGCCGUGAGUCUCUUGGUGUGGAGUCGGAGAGUGAUGACGUCUGA
Molecule: messenger RNA, 1173 nt
Organism: Colletotrichum karsti
Lineage: Eukaryota; Fungi; Ascomycota; Sordariomycetes; Glomerellales; Glomerellaceae
Exons: 2
Coding region: 1-1173 (390 amino acids)
Source: RefSeq, a predicted model, not a curated record